Molecule: messenger RNA, 2263 nt
Organism: Bradysia coprophila
Lineage: Eukaryota; Metazoa; Arthropoda; Insecta; Diptera; Sciaridae
Product: switch-associated protein 70-like
Cellular component (GO): nucleus; cytoplasm
Source: RefSeq, a predicted model, not a curated record
AAAAAACACUCAGCAAAAUACGAGUUUCCAUGAGAUUACCAUAUAAAAAAAACUCGUUUUCUACAUUAUAUAGUUUCCUAUAUAUAAAUAAUUAUUACAUGAUAAAGUAGAGAUAUAACACACAAACAAAAUAAUAAUAAUAAUAAUGUGCGAUGUGUGUUGCAGCAGUAUAAUUUUGAAAAAGAGUUUGAAUUUUCGAUUCGUGUGGAAAACAAUAAAAAAUAUUAUAAAAUUCAAGAGACUUUAAUCAAGUGAAGAAGUUUAUCUGCAACAGUGCAAUUUCUUUCAUAAAAUACAACCAGAACACAACAAACAAACGACACAGUGCCACAUUCCAUAUGUGAGUGCGCAUACCACUAGGUUAUAGGAGGUUGAAUGAAAAUAGUGAAAUUAGUUUAAAUGAAUGAAAGUGAUGAUCGUACACAUUUGUUGAUUCAAUGGCGGGACUGUUGAGGAACGUUACGAACGCAAUUUGGCAGGCAUUCAAUGCGCUGCAACAAGAAGAACCGGGAGCGGUUAACAAAAGUAAAUUAAAGGUUCUCACAGCAAACAUUGCUUCCCUAUUCGAUCUGUAUGGCGUCGAAAAAGGACUUGAAAACUUUCGAUCAACAUCACGUUUGAACUUUUUACACUUCCGCUACUAUUUACUACAAGAAGUCUUUGUUACACUGCCCAAUACCACCACACUAGCCGAUAUUCGAAACUACGAGUCGAAGAUUGAAGAGAUUUGCUGGUUGGUGUGUCGCAAAACGUUUCUGUCGUCCUACGAAAAGUUAGUAGCUGAAACUUACCUGUACAAAUUGUUUCGAAUAUUUUGUAUGCUCAGCGAUUUUAUAUCGAAUAAUGAAAGCAAUCAGUGCCAGGUACUCAUACAUUCAUCGGAAGCAGGUCAUAUCCUACAACAAUUAAUCACAGGUACUGGAUUGGAUUUCGAGUCAGAUAAACGAUACAUCAAUCUGAUGUCCAAUCCGAGGUACUUAUCGUUUGAAGAGUUUCUUCAUUCUAUGGAUCUUGGCGAGUACAAAACUUUGUCAGAAUUUGCAUUGAACGAAGCAAUUGAAGAGCUUUACCAAACAUACAUAAACGAUGUGAUUAAGAAGGGAUAUCUUCUUCGUCGGGGCUAUCUACUUCCAUCGCUGAAAGAGUAUUGGUUCGUUCUUCAACCGUGUGAACUCAAUUACUACAAGAAUCGGAACCAAAAAGAGCUGUGUGGUACGAUCAUUCUCGAUCCCAAUUGCAUGGUUCGUCCAUCCAGCAAGUCAUCAGCUAAAGCAGACAAAGUUUUGAAGUUUAUUAUAUCAGCGGGAGAGAGAAAUUUCGAGUUGGGUACUCAAGAUCACCGGUCACGGAUGCAGUGGAUCGCUGCACUUCAACUAGCAAUUACAUAUUCGAUGGGCAAAGAGGGUUUUCAGCGUAAUAUCGUCAAUCGACGUCGUCAAAAGCGGGAUGAAGAAAAGAAUCUUAAAAUGGAGGAGGAACUGGUGAAAAAUAGACAUUUACAAGAAGCAGAGACAGCGAAAUCCCAAUUGGAACUGGAAAAACUAGCUAGGGCAGCGGCAGAGAGUCAAGCACGUGAACUAGAAUUGGUUGCCCGAGAAGAUUCCCGCAGAGUAGCAGAAUUAGAGGAUAUAAAAUUGACCCUCGAAAACCUAUUGUCCGAAGAAUCGCAAGCGAAACGGGACGAAGAAAUUGUUCGUGCGUUGCAAGCACGAGUCUUAGCCGAAGAAUGGGAGAAACGAGAAGAAUUAGAGCAAUUACAAGAGGAACAACGAAAUCUACUUGAAAAGGAACGUGAGAAACGACUGCAAUUCGAAAUAACCCAACGGGAGAGAGAACAAUGUUUAAAAGAUGCCGAACAGAAGUUAAAGGAAGUAGAAGAUGAGCGGCAACGACUGGACCUUGAACUGAAACAAGCACGUUUCAAAAUACUGCAUUCUGAGGAGACGAAGGAACGGCUGGAGGCACGGAUACAAGUCAUAUCACCACCGAGAGAUGGUGAACGGGUUCGGCGAGCUUUGUCCUUUAUGCAUUCGAAUCGUGAACGACCCAUUCACAUUGACGUAAAAUCGACUAAUCGAGAACGAGUUAAAAUACCACCACCAGUAUCAUUACCAUCCCCGUCUAUGCCAACUUCAGAUGAAAUGUCGACUGGAUCUGACCAUUAGAGUUGUAUCAGCUAACCAAAAAAAAAAAAAGAAAAAUCGUAAAAUAAUUCUGUCGAACUAACUUUUGUACUAAUUCUUAUUAAAAGACAUUCAUCGUU